GAAUUAUGAAGUGCUGCUUGAAAAAAUGAUGCGAAACGAAAAUUUCUCACGCUUUCUCGUGCGGCUGGCUGCACUGGGCCGUCGCUAGCAUGCAGCUACCGGGGCGCUCCGGGGAGGCAGGCUUGGUUAGCUGCGGAGCGCUGGAAAUCACUAAAACAGCGUGCAGUCAAGGCGAAAAGGCUGUUCAGAAGGCGAAGUUGAUGAGCUCAUGACUAUUUCAGCUAGAGGAGCCACGCCCACAGCACUGGUGAACUUAUGAAGACCCGUAUACCGCCGGUAUCUGGUACGGUCACCAUCAGUCAUGAAGGUAGUCAUCCUUGCUGCCGGGUACGGAACCCGUCUCCAGCGUGACAUUGGGAAGGACACCACCGGUGACUAUGCCCAUCUAGCGGGUCUCCCUAAACCUCUGGUACCCAUAGGUUCCAAGCCUCUCAUCUCACACUGGAUGAAGGAUCUGACUGAGCAUGGCAUCACUGGACCAAUUCUUGUGGUGACCAAUGAUUUCUACAAGGAUCAUUUUGAAUCAUGGGCCCUCAAUUGGAAGUGUGUUCACUUGAUCAGCGACAGUACUACCUGUAAUGAUGAUAGAAUUGGAGCUGUGGCUUGCUUCCAGUUGGCCGUGAAAGAAGGAAACAUUGAUGAUGAUGUACUUGUGAUAGGAGGGGAUACCCUCUUUUAUGAUGACUUCUCCCUGUCUGAUUUUCUAGCUGCCUUUCAGAAGAGAAAAGAGAGUCAUCCUGGAGCCAGCAUGGUUGUUUCCAAUCAUGUUCCUUGUGAAGAGGUUGUGAAAAGAGGUAUACUGGAAGUCAAUGAUGAGUUAAAGGUUACUGGAUUCUUGGAAAAGCCAAACCUGGAAGACACCAACUCCAGGAGAGCUUGUCCAUGCUUCUAUCUAUUCUCCAAAGAGAGCUUACCUCAUCUCGAUAGCUUUCUAUCAGAGCCAAGACCAAUGAAGGAAAGAGACGCAACAGGGAACUUUGUGAAAUAUCUCUACUCAAGGAUGCCAGUAUAUGUGUAUGAUAUCUCAGGACGAUUUGAUGUUGGGUCCCUGGAAGACUAUAAAGUGUGUCAUAAACAUUUCUUGGAGAAAGAGAACAGAUAACAGAAACAUUCUGUCAUCCCAUCACCAAAGGAAACAACUCUGUGGAAUGAGUUUACAAGUAAAUGAGGGAAACUUUGUCGUUUUAUGUGGAAAUAUUUAGAGUUACUGGAUUUUGAAACAUGUACAUGUAUUUUUCAGAAAUUAUGGGUUAUAUAACUCCAAUUCAUUAGCAUCAUGUUGAGUAUACAGAAAUAUCCCAAAGCAAGUAAGAAGUCUAUUUGGAAAAAAUAGUUGCUUACUUUUGUCAUUGGACAGCAGCAUUCCUUUCAAGUAUUCAUUAUACCGAGUUCUCAAUGGCAGACAAAACAAAUAAAUAGUUGACACUGCCAAUAUCAGUCCAACAGGAUGAUCUUUCUAAAACUUAUUUAUUAGGUAGUGCACUACUGUCAUUACCCUGGCUUCAGCUUGAGCUGCUGCUUUCAGUGCUUAGUGCAUUCAAGGAAUUAAUCCUGCCAGGUUUGCAGGGAGCAAUUCACCUCGCCUGGGUUGAGUGCAGCACAAUGUGGAUAAAUUUCUUGCUGAAGGAAAACAUGCCAUGGUUGGGAUCUGAACCCACGUCCCAAUGUUUGAAAAACGAGAGUCAGGACUACCAGACCAUGACAUAAUAGAAACCUCUGUGAUAGCUAAUGAUUGUGCUGGUUAGUAACCCACAAUCUAUCUCUCAUCUUGACUAAAGGGUUUGCCAUGUUGCACUAACUUGUACGUGUAGUUAAAAAUACACAUCAUGCAUUUAAAAUAUUUUCAGAAAACCAUUCUGAAUAAGGAUCAAAGUAUUGAUAGCUUAGAUACUGUAUACCUGUAUGAAACAUCUCAAAUGUUUAUAAAGUAUAUUAUCGCAUUGUAAAGAUUUCUGAAUAUUUUUAUAUGAUUAUUUAGUAUUAAAAGUAUGCUAUUAUAUGAGAACCUA
Molecule: messenger RNA, 2009 nt
Organism: Lytechinus pictus (painted urchin)
Lineage: Eukaryota; Metazoa; Echinodermata; Echinoidea; Temnopleuroida; Toxopneustidae
Product: UTP--glucose-1-phosphate uridylyltransferase-like
Exons: 9
Coding region: 302-1102 (266 amino acids)
Biological process (GO): biosynthetic process
Source: RefSeq, a predicted model, not a curated record